AUGUGGGGAAUCUCUAUCCUACCGCUCGCCUUGGCUUUGCCAUGCGCCAAUGCCAUCACACUUCAUAGACGGGACGAUCCUGCAGUCUUUCAACUGCCGAUCGCCCGCAGUGAUCGACCUCAAACAUUGCAAAAACGUAGCUCCAAAGUCGUGAGCACGGCCUUGUACAAUGAGCAAAACAUGUAUUAUAUGGUGAACAUCACCAUCGGUACUCCGCCUCAGAAUCUCUCGCUCAGUCUCGAUAUUGGCAGUAGUGAUAUCUGGGUUAAUAUCCCCAACUCCACCUACUGCGCAGGAAAUGAUGAUCCUUGCUCCUCGACCGGCUUAUUUAAUUCAAAAGACUCGUCUACCUUCAACAUGCUAGACUAUGAGAUGAACGCUACCUAUGUCGGUGGCUUCUUGGCUGCAGGCCACUAUGCUACCGACACACUGGUGAUUGGCGACUCCAAGCUGAAGGAUAUGGAAUUUGCAGUGGCGGAAGAAAGCUACAAUCCCCAUGGCAUUCUGGGAAUUGGCUAUUCGGCAAGUACUUAUGCGGCCAGUGCUCUUGACAAGAAAUACAACAAUCUUCCGGUGGCGCUGGUGAAAAGCGGUGCUAUCAAAUCGACUGCCUACAGUCUGUGGUUGAAUAAGUUUGACGGCACUGGAAAUAUUCUUUUCGGCGGCGUUAACAAAGCCAAAUAUGAAGGCGAGCUUCAAACGGUGCCUGUUUUGCCUGUAUCUGACGGCUACUAUUCUCUGGCAAUUGCCCUGACCGAAAUUUAUGUGAAGGGCACCAAAGACACCUUGACUGAUACAAUAGGCCUUCCUCUGGCCGUCACUUUGGACAAUGGAAGCGCUUUUAUAGUAUUGCCCAAAGAUGUCGUGGAUCCUAUCUACAAGGCAGUCGGCGCCGCUUAUUCCUCGAGCGACAGCGCCGCCUAUAUCCCUUGUGAUAUGUACACGGCAGAUUACAACUUUACUUUUAGCUUCUCCGGCGCCAAGGUCACAGUUCCUAUUAGCGACCUGAUUUUCGAACACGGUACCGAAGCCGGUUUCCCUAAGGACACCUGUAUCUUCGGAAUCGCCUAUGGUGAACCGGGUGUGAGUCUUAUGGGUGACACGUUCUUGCGGGGCGCCUAUGUGGUCUACGAUCUCGCCAAUAACGAGAUUUCGCUCGCAAAUGCCAACUAUGACGGAGGCGAUGAUGAUAUUCUCGAGAUUGGCACUGGAACAGAUUCGGUGCCCGGUGCAACACUGAUGCCUUCUCCAGUCACAUCAGCCACCGGUAAUGGAGCUAGUGCAACCACUGCCCCCUCGGGAUCCUCGGGAUCCGAUGCCUCUGGUAACACUGUAUAUGUCAGCGGCACGAGCACUGUCACUGGAACUGCUAAUGGUGGCAGCGCGUCUAGUACCUCCUCUAAGGGAAUGGCAGCAUUGCCUACCAGCAAGUCAAACCAUCUUCUGCCCGGCAUCCUCGGUGCCGGUUUGCUGCUUGCCCUGUAG
Messenger RNA from Penicillium nucicola, 1485 nucleotides. Its product is annotated as pepsin-like aspartic protease. The coding region runs from base 1 to 1485 and encodes 494 amino acids. The transcript has 3 exons. NCBI's taxonomy places the organism in Eukaryota, Fungi, Ascomycota, Eurotiomycetes, Eurotiales, Aspergillaceae. Gene Ontology annotation, biological process: proteolysis. Gene Ontology annotation, molecular function: aspartic-type endopeptidase activity. The record is from RefSeq and is a predicted model, not a curated record.